AUGUUGCGGUCGCCAGACAAGCUUUACAGUUCCAACCCUGACAUCAAUAAAUCAGGUGAGCCAAGCAGUAUGAAUACUCGAAAGCGUAAACACGAUAGCGACUUCUCAGAGGCUCUCAAAACUUUUACCUCAGAGAUACAUAGUACUUUGCAUGACUGGAAAAAGGAAAUUCAAGACGAAGUAUCCGGAAUUAAAAACAAUUUGGACCUUGUAUUAAAAACUGAUCUUGAGAAAUUAAAUGCAUCCUACGCUGAAAUAAAGUCGGAAAUAAGCAGUGUUCGUCAGGAAUAUCACAAAAUUAAAAAGUCAGUCCAAUCUCUUAACUUAAAUCACAAUGAGGUAAUGAAGCAAAUCAUAGUUUUAGAAAACUAUGUACAGUUCAAUAGCGACCAAUGCGACAACGUCCAAAAGAAAACGGAAUUUAUAGCCGUUAAUAAAAAAGAAGAAAGAGCCAACUGUCAAGGCUGA
Molecule: messenger RNA, 468 nt
Organism: Parnassius apollo (apollo)
Lineage: Eukaryota; Metazoa; Arthropoda; Insecta; Lepidoptera; Papilionidae
Source: the annotation of a GenBank genome assembly